Molecule: messenger RNA, 3499 nt
Organism: Egretta garzetta (little egret)
Lineage: Eukaryota; Metazoa; Chordata; Aves; Pelecaniformes; Ardeidae
Gene: ASB9
Product: ankyrin repeat and SOCS box containing 9
Exons: 8
Coding region: 470-1354 (294 amino acids)
Biological process (GO): positive regulation of protein catabolic process; intracellular signal transduction; protein ubiquitination
Molecular function (GO): protein binding
Source: RefSeq, a predicted model, not a curated record
UGCUGGGGAGUGGUGUUGAUCCGCGCGUGCUCGUAUCUCUGCGGGUUUUCUCUGCAGAUCCCCUGCAGGCAGAGUUUGCUCAACUAGUUGAACUGGCUCUUUCUGUCUUGUUUUUUUGGCAAACUAAGAAUUUCCUUCCUGAUAAAAACGGGCGGCGGGCGCCCCGAUUGGGCGCUGCAUUGGAGAGGAUGUGACAUCAGGCACAUCUCUCGCUUCGCUGGAUCGCUGGCUGCCUCCCAGGGCAGGCUGGGAGCUGUUUGGUUAAAUCCCAACCCAGGUACUCGAGUUUCUGCAGAAAGCGCUGCCGGCACCACGUCCCAGUCUGCUGCAAGGUCUGUUCGACUCAUGCGCGCAGAGUCUGCUUAAUAAAUUACUCCCACCACUGGGGGCUCACCGGGGCCGAUGGAAUUUGAACUCUCGAGACCGACCACAAAGUGAAAAAAACAGAAAUUGGACAGACGGGGCUGAGAUGGAUGAUGAGGGAACAAAUCAAAACAUCAGCAAAUCUCAAGGAUCCGGAGGCCAGGCGUCUGCAAUGUCUCUAUCAAACCCACUGAUGAGGGACUUUGUUUCAGACUGGUCUCCUUUACACGAUGCCUCUAUCCAUGGGCGUCUGCUUACUCUGAAGAAACUCAUCAAACAGGGGAGUGAUGUGAAUCUCGUUACUGCAGACCAGGUGUCUCCUCUCCACGAAGCCUGCCUAGGGGGUCAUGCUGCUUGUGCCAGUGUCCUGUUAAAACACGGUGCUCAGGUGAAUGGAGUUACUGUUGACUGGCACACUCCGUUGUUCAGCGCUUGUGUCAGUGGCAGUGUGGCUUGCUUGAAUUUAUUGCUACAGCACGGAGCCAGCCUACAUCCGCCCUGUGACCUGGCAUCCCCCAUCCAUGAAGCUGCUAAGAGAGGUCAUGUGCAAUGUGUCGAAUUCCUCGCAGCCCAUGGGGUGAAUAUAGAUCACAACAUUGACCAUCUGGGUACUCCGCUUUAUGUAGCUUGUGAGAACCAGCAAGUGAACUGUGCCAAGAAGCUGCUUGAGUCAGGAGCAAAUGUGAACAGCGGCAAGGGCCUGGACUCCCCUUUACAUGCGGCUGCCAGGAAUUGCAGUGCAGAGCUGGUGACGCUGCUGAUUGACUUUGGAGCAGACAUUUGGGUGAAGAAUGCUGAAAGCAAGAGGCCGAUGGAGCUGGUUCCACCUGACAGCCCUGUGGGCCGACUCUUCCUGCAGAAAGAAGGGCCGCUGUCCUUGAUGCAGUUGUGCCGCCUGUGCAUCAGGAGGUGCUUUGGACACAAGCAGCAUCAAAAAAUAACUGGACUUCUCCUCCCGGAUGAGCUGAAACAUUUCCUUCUCCACGUUUGAGCCUUUCAUGUUCAAAAUGGUGCCUUUAAUAGCACAGCAAGAAACACGUCCGGCUGCACAAACCAAAGAGAGGUUAUGACCGCUCUGUGCUCUCCUGGGUGCUCCCCUGGGAAUAUCAGCUGCCUGAUACAUGUGGCGGUGAAGAUGCUGAAGCUCUGGCUCCUCUGCCUGCCGCCCUGUCCCCUCUCCAGCUCUGAACCACGGUGCCCCUGCAUCGGAGGGGCUGACCAAGUGCUUCGGUGCUUCUGGAGACCCUUUUCUUCUUGACUUCCCUGUGAAGACUCCUGCAAGAGUGGGCUUGGUGUGUGAAAACUGUGAUGGCAUCGUUAACGCCAGCAAUGAGAUAUACCGACUCCUCAUCUCGUAAGUGGAGAGACCAGCAGCCUUCAAAUACACAAACUUAUUCUGAUGUUUACUAAUGUGCCGGUGUGCACAGUGCAAGCCUUCCUUUCGCAUGUGGGAAGUUAAAGAGGAUGGAUGAAAUGUUACCUGGAUGCUCAUAUUUCAUGUAAAUUACAACUCAAAUCCUUGGCUGAACAACACGACUGCUGGCUAUAGGUAUCCAGUAGGAUGGUUUGACUUAUUUGUGCUGAUCAAAAACAGGAAGAGCAGUUCCGUUGUUUUUGUGGGACAUUAAUUGAACCCCAAGGGGACAAAAUGAUAAACACACUUAGAGCUGUAACUGCCCUUGUGAUAGAGACGUCUAGAAAACUUCACCGAUCCAACUCAAUCCAUCGCACAUAAUUUGAGCCAUGUAAAAAUUCACUGGCUGGUUUUAGAUGGCCUUCUAUAUUCUUGCCCUCCUGCCGGGGAAGAAAAAUAGACAGCUGUCUUUUUACAUGGCAUAGAAACAGGUGUCUUGGAUAGGUGGAUCCUUCUAAAAUCAGUAUCUUAGUUAAGCUCAACCUGCAUUGAACAGGCAGGGAACAGACAACUAGCCUAGUGCUGAACUUUUGAAAAUCAAAGUAUGAAGAAUCCCAGCUUUGGUGGCACAUCUGAAAGCUGAAUAUCCAGCUUAUUAUAUCUUCGAUGAUGAAGAACCAUUUUUUUACCUACUAGUUUUAUUAUUUACCUUUAAGCAUCUUAUUCUGUAAUUUCAGCCAAUGGGUUUAUAGGAGUAAUGCUAAUACCGUGAGAAAAUUGCUCAGAGAAGGUGGUGAGAGUGUUGCUUCUAGAUUGCUUUUCUUCUGGAAAUUUCAUAGUGUGACUCUGUUUACUUGAAUCCCUCUGAUCAAGUGUAAUUAGGAUGAAUUCUGUAUGCUUAGUUUGAUUCAACUGAGUACAAUUGCUUAUUUAUUUUAAUAUAAAUUGUGAUCAACACUGGCAAAUUACAGCUUUAUGCAUCAACACUUAUCCAGUUAUAAACUGUAAAAGCUGUACAAGAUGCAAACUGAAUAAGCUCAUUAUAGGCGAGGUUUGGACCUUUUUCUAUAUUUGAAACCAUUCCAAAUCUAAUGCAGGACUUGAAAGAUUGUCAGGAAUAUAUUUUAUCAGAUUCUUUGCUAUUAUUUUGGUAGCAGUUUAAUGGUAGUCAAGCCACAAUUUUAUAGGAUAUUUGCUCACAAAUAAAUGGUUUAUACUCUUUUGUUUUGUUUUGAUUUGGUUUGGUUUUUUUAAUUCAUUUUUUAAAUGAUAGCACUGAUUUUGUGGAUUGUCUAAUACUACAGAGUUUUGGACUGAACUCUAAUUGUUUGCAAUCCUGCCUACAAGCAUGUAGUGUACAGAAUAAUUCCUUCAAAUAGACCUAUAGAAAAGAUAAGACUAAGAUGCAGAUACGGUGCAAAUCUUGCCUUUUGCUCCUGUUUUAAGAUACAAUUGGACUCUUGCAAUUAUUUUUCUACUUACUUGAGGGUUAGUAAGAAGGAGCCUGAGAUUUCACAAAGUAGGAGAAGAUGUAAAUUGAGAUGGUCACCAUCUUUAGUUUGGGGUUUUUUUUACUGAUUUGCAUCAGUUUGUUUGUUCUGUCUCCUCAGCAAGGGGCACAUGACCUGGGCGCCCUUGUGUGUGCCCGCACAACAGGAACCCUUUACUGGAAGUAAGCGUGUGGAGAUCCCUCUACAGUCUGAAGUCCAAGAGGUGUCCGCCAGAUUCCAGCACCUACACUGCGGGGCUGAAGAGAUGUGGGAGGACAGUAAUUCCUUCUCU